CUGCGUCUCGAGAAGUUUCGACAUUCGCGCAGAGCAAUCAGUUCGCGUGCCGGCAGCCGUCGCUGAUUCUUUAGAUUGUCCGCUAUUCUCUUCCCAAGCAAAUAGUUCAAGAUGUACAGACUCCUCCGUCCUGUGUGUCGCCAAGCUCUGGCUGUAGCCCGUUCCCACAACAUGGGGUCCCGUUAUUUGGCCACAACAUCCCAGAUGUGCAACGCCAAAGAUAUCAAAUUCGGCGGAGAAGUCCGAGCUCUCAUGCUCCAGGGAGUUGAUAUUCUUGCCGAUGCAGUGGCCGUCACCAUGGGGCCCAAGGGUCGCAACGUGAUUCUCGAACAAUCCUGGGGCGGACCCAAGAUCACGAAGGACGGUGUGACCGUGGCGAAAGGCAUCGAGUUGAAGGACAAGUUCCAGAACAUCGGUGCUAAACUCGUGCAAGACGUGGCCAACAACACCAACGAGGAGGCUGGAGACGGAACGACGACAGCAACGAUCCUUGCCCGCGCGAUCGCUCGCGAGGGCUUCAACCAAAUUUCGAAAGGAGCCAACCCCAUCGAAAUUCGUCGUGGCGUGAUGCUCGCCGUCGAUACGUGUCUCGAGGAGCUGAAGAAACUCAGCAAGCCCGUGACCACCCCCGAGGAAAUCGCUCAGGUCGCCACGAUCUCGGCCAACGGAGACGUUGCCGUCGGAACUUUGAUCUCGGACGCGAUGAAGAAAGUCGGUCGCGACGGAGUCAUCACCGUCAAGGACGGCAAGACGCUCGUCGAUGAGCUCGAAGUAAUCGAAGGCAUGAAGUUCGAUCGGGGCUACAUCUCUCCGUACUUCAUCAACACCGCCAAGGGUGCGAAGGUCCAAUUCGAGGACGCUCUCAUCCUGUUCUCGGAGAAGAAGAUCUCGAGCGCCCAGCAGCUGAUUCCCGCUCUCGAGAUGGCGAACCAAGCCCGUCGUCCGUUGAUCAUCGUCGCUGAGGACGUGGACGGGGAAGCUCUCUCGAUGCUCGUCCUCAACCGACUCAAGGUCGGACUCCAGGUCGCUGCCGUCAAGGCGCCAGGUUUCGGUGACAACCGGAAGAACACGCUGCACGACAUGGCAAUCGCGUCGGGAGGCAUCGUUUUCGGAGACGAGGCCAAUCUCGUCAAGCUCGAAGACAUUCAAAUGGGAGACUUCGGCCAGGUCGGUGAGGUCACCAUCACCAAGGACGACACCCUGUUCCUCAAGGGCAAAGGCCAGAAAGCCGAUAUCGAUCGCCGAGUGAAUCAGAUCAAGGACGAAAUCGAAAUUUCGACCUCUGAGUACGAGAAGGAGAAGUUCAGCGAGCGUCUCGCUCGCCUGUCGAGCGGAGUCGCUCUCCUGAAGGUCGGUGGCAGCUCGGAAGUGGAGGUCAACGAGAAGAAGGACCGAGUCAACGAUGCGCUCUGCGCCACAAGGGCCGCCGUCGAAGAGGGGAUCGUUCCCGGAGGUGGAACCGCCCUCAUUCGAUGCCUUCCCGCUCUCGAGAGCAUGAAGUGCGACACCCAGGAACAGAGAAUGGGCGUGGACAUCGUCAAGAAAGCUCUCCGCAUGCCCGCCACCCAGAUCGCCAGCAACGCCGGCGUCGACGCCUCGGUCAUCGUGAACAAGAUCAUCGAGUCCAAGGAGCGUGACUUCGGCUACGACGCUGCGAACGACAAGUUCGUGGAUAUGAUCAAGUCCGGCAUCAUCGAUCCCACGAAGGUAGUGAGGACCGCUCUCACGGACGCUUCCGGCGUGGCGUCUCUGCUCACGACCGCUGAGGCUGUCAUCGUGGAAUUGCCAAAGGACGAGAAGGAAAGCGCUGGAGGAAUGGGCGGCAUGGGAGGCAUGGGAGGAAUGGGAGGAAUGGGCGGUAUGAUGUGAGCGUCGCGCUGGUAGACCUCUCCCGAAGACUAGAAUUUAUAUACAUAUAUGCAAGUUGUAUCAUAGGCGUGUUCAUCAUUUUUUGGUACUCCAAGAGAGAAACAUCGGACGAAUAGACAAGCAUUAUUGAACAAACCACGGGCAUUCAAGAAGCUCUGUACAAACAAAGGCUCAUCGAUUAGUACCAUGGAAAUGCCCGGAUGCAUCAUUAUUAUUAUUAGAGAAUAAAUCCCUCAU
Molecule: messenger RNA, 2106 nt
Organism: Galendromus occidentalis (western predatory mite)
Lineage: Eukaryota; Metazoa; Arthropoda; Arachnida; Mesostigmata; Phytoseiidae
Product: heat shock protein 60A
Exons: 3
Coding region: 112-1869 (585 amino acids)
Biological process (GO): protein refolding
Molecular function (GO): ATP binding; ATP-dependent protein folding chaperone
Source: RefSeq, a predicted model, not a curated record